AUAGAAAAUGUUAUCAAUCACACAGAUGAAGAAGGAUUUACUCCUCUGAUGUGGGCUGCAGCACACGGGCAAAUAGCUGUGGUAGAGUUUCUACUUCAGAAUGGUGCUGAUCCCCAGCUUUUAGGAAAAGGUCGAGAAAGUGCACUCUCAUUGGCCUGUAGUAAAGGCUACACAGAUAUUGUCAAAAUGCUGCUUGAUUGUGGAGUUGAUGUAAAUGAGUAUGAUUGGAAUGGAGGGACACCUUUGCUUUAUGCUGUACAUGGAAAUCAUGUUAAAUGUGUAAAAAUGCUCUUAGAAAAUGGAGCUGACCCAACCAUUGAAACAGACUCUGGGUAUAAUUCUAUGGAUUUAGCGGUAGCCUUGGGCUAUAGAAGUGAACACACCUUGAACGACAACAGAAUCCAGUAACUUGGACAAUCACUAAGUCAGUGACAGACUAAAUUUAAGUGCACUAAGUAUUGCAUUGCAAUCUUACCAUCCUCAGACAAUGAAUAUAUAUUAUUGGGCAUAUAUCCUCAGAAUAGGAGGAAUACCUUUAUUUUAAGGAGAAGUUGAUGUUGGGGCGCCUGGGUGGCUCAGUUGGUUAAGCGAC
Messenger RNA from Leptonychotes weddellii (Weddell seal), 592 nucleotides. NCBI's taxonomy places the organism in Eukaryota, Metazoa, Chordata, Mammalia, Carnivora, Phocidae. The record is from RefSeq and is a predicted model, not a curated record.